This is a messenger RNA of Exophiala oligosperma, 1792 nucleotides long. RefSeq lists its product as uncharacterized. Lineage: Eukaryota; Fungi; Ascomycota; Eurotiomycetes; Chaetothyriales; Herpotrichiellaceae. The transcript is spliced from 5 exons. The record is from RefSeq and is a predicted model, not a curated record. Gene Ontology annotation, molecular function: heme binding; monooxygenase activity; iron ion binding. The coding region runs from base 91 to 1653 and encodes 520 amino acids.
AUUUAAGAACGUCACCUCGCCUCGGCUGACCAAAGAGCAUCUGAAUCCUAUCACAUUAUAUUAUCAAAGAUCAUUUCCCCCUGCGAUCGGAUGUCGCAUCUGGAAAUGGCGCUGCAAUAUUUGUCGUGGAAAUAUGUCGCCGCAGUCCUCGUAGCCAUCUAUAUCGCAUCCGUACAAAUUAGGAGGUAUGUGUCCGCGAAGGGAAUCCAGAAACUAGGAGGGGAAUCUCCUAGGAUUAAAACACGAGUCUUCUACAGUCUUGAUUUUCCAUUCUGGUCCACACGCGCCAGUCGCAAUAACCGAACAGUGGAUUUUUUCGACUGGAUGUAUGAACAUACUGGCACUGAUUGCAACGGAACAGGCACAUAUACAAGCGAGCUUCAUAUACUAGAAAAUGCCAGAGUAAUCUUCACGGCCGACCCAGAGAAUAUCAAAGCCCUUCUCACCACUCAGUUUCAAGACUUUGGGAAAGGACAACAAUUUCAUGAUGAGUGGAAGGAUUUCCUAGGUGACAGCAUAUUCACUACGGAUGGACAGCUCUGGCACAACUCGCGACAAUUGCUGAGGCCAAUGUUCAUCCGCGAGAAAGUGGCCGACUUGGACCUUAUCGAGAGUCAUGUCCGCAAGCUCAUCGCACUGAUCGGACCUGGGGACGGCAAAAUGGUCGUGUUGCACAAACUAUUCUUCCGCUUCAGCCUCGAUGCGUCGACACAUUUCUUGUUUGGGCACAGCGUAGGCAGUCUGGACUCAGAGCAGUCAACUUUUGCGGCUGCCUUUGAUGAGGUACAGAGGGUGCAAAGCAUGGAGGGUCGCCUUGGGCCAUUUAAAUACUUCCAAUCGAAGAAGUCAUUCUACGAUGGUAUCAAGAUUGUCGAAAACUUUAUCGAACCCUUUAUCACAGACGCAUUAGCCAUGUCUCCCGAUGAGUUGGAGUCGAAAUUGUCAAAGUCCGACAACUUCAUUCAGGCUCUUGCACGAUUCACACGAGAUCCCAAGGUCAUGCGUGACCAGCUGUUUGCUCUGCUUCUUGCUGGGCGAGACACCACUGCCAGUACUUUGUCCUGGCUUUUCUUAGAGCUGUCUAAAAACCCUCGCGUUGUCAAGAAGUUGCGAGCAGAAAUCAACGAGGUCUUGGGUGAAGGAGGGCAGCCACCAUCAUACCAGAAUAUCAAGGAUAUGAAAUACCUCAAUUACACAAUCAACGAGACACUGCGAUUGUACCCAGUCGUCCCAUUCAACGUCCGGGCGUCGCUGAUCGAUACUUCGUUGCCACGUGGGGGAGGUCCCGAUGGUAAGGGCCCGGUUGGCUGUCUCAAGGGUACACCAGUGGGCUACAGUACGCUUCAAAUGCAGCGUCGGAGGGAUCUGUAUCCGCCGCUGUCACCAGAAUUUCCAUACGAUCCUCUUGAGUGGGUGCCAGACAGAUGGGCAACAUGGACGCCCAAGGCUUGGAAUUUCAUCCCUUUCAACGGUGGACCCAGAAUUUGUAUUGGACAACAGUUCGCCAUGGUCGAGAUGGGAUAUACGAUCGUCAGGAUUUUGCAGGAGUUUGAGCAAUUGGUAGACUAUGGCAAUGACCGAUCCAUGCACACGGACAUCAUUUUGACGCCGGCGAACGGUGUCAAAGUGGGAUUCCUUAAGCAAGCGAGGUAAGAGUGACACCCCUGCCUAGGCAUUGCCACGAGGGAUGGAAGUGAUGGUCCAUGAGGGAUAAUCCAGGAGCGUGUAUGGUGACCAUCAGCGAGCCAAAUAACAAUGAGAUUGGUUUGAUACAGUUUGCACAUCAUGACAU